Arxiozyma heterogenica is the source of this 1347-nucleotide messenger RNA. It is a transcript of the gene DSE3, whose product is annotated as Dse3p. The transcript has a single exon. NCBI's taxonomy places the organism in Eukaryota, Fungi, Ascomycota, Saccharomycetes, Saccharomycetales, Saccharomycetaceae. The record is from RefSeq and is a predicted model, not a curated record. Bases 1 to 1347 code for a protein of 448 amino acids.
AUGCCUAGAAAAUUUUUAGGGGAAAAAAUUGACCCUAAUGUUGAUGCUAUUCGACCUGCUUCAAUGACACUUACAUCAGCAGAUUUAAUGAAUAUUCCAACAUUUCAGUUUGAGGAUGAUCCUGUAAAUUCGGAAGAUAUUGAUGAUCAUAAAUAUGGUAAAAGAUUAUCAAGAAAAUUCGGUGGUACCAUGAAACUUAAGAAAACGUUAGAAUCAGUCCCUGGAAUUUUUAUUCAUGAUUAUAGGAAAAGAUUGCAAUUAGAUAGAGAAACACAAUUUCGAUCUAAAAAUAAUAGCAAUAUUAGUGGUAUUAUUAUCCCUAAAAUUUCACUUUCUCGAUAUGGGAAUACAAAUAAAUCAAAUAACGAAUUAAGACCAAAGAACUUGCAAGAGCGUAGAGUUUUACAGAAAAGGAUUUCAUCUAGAAAGUUAUUUGAUUUGCAUGAAUUGCCGGAAGUUAAAGAAAAGGUGAUUAAUGAUGAACAAUCAUUUAUAUUAGAUGAAAAGACAAACAAUGACAAAGAAAAUUUUUCUAAACACAUAAAAAAUCUUAAUGAUAUAACUACUUCUAAUAACAACGAUAGUGAGAUAUUUCAGGAUAUUAUUUCUUGUUAUAAUAGUGAAGAAAAGAUUGCAAAUAAACAACAGGCAACUGUUUUUAAUCGUGAAUUAGAAAGAGUUUUAAGUCAUGUUGUCAAAAUUGAUAAUAUGAAUAAGAUGCAAAGGGAAUUUGGAGCAAAAGAUAUAAAUCAUUUAUGUUUACCUACAAAAAUAAAUAAUAUGCCGUUAACUCCAACAUUUAAUUCAAUUGACACACAGUUAAAUGUACUUGAUGGUUGUAAUGAAUUUACAGAAUCUACUCCUUCUAGUUCUAUGACAGAGAGAACAUAUUCCUUGAAUUCACCGAACUUAUCUGCAACCAUAGAUUCAAAUUCUGCAUAUAAUACAGCAUUGGAAGACUUUGAUUCUUUGACCGAUUUAUCUAUUACAAAGAUUCCGUCUGCUAUAAGUGAUGAAGAUACGAAAAAGUAUUUAUCGCAAGGUUUAUGUACUAUGUCUUUAAAUGUUCAGAAUAAUACCAGAAGAACUAAUCAAAUCAAGGUCUUGAGGUUAAGAAAAAUUGAAAUAAAACCUACAAUUGCAACGUUAGAUUAUUCAAAUGGAAAUGAUACGGAGUUGGAGGAAGAUGAUUAUAUUAUUUCACCUCAGUAUCCUACAAAACAAUCAUUAAUGGUCCAUCCUAGAGUUGAUACCAUUCAACAAUUACAGGAAAAAAUAGAUCAUAUUAAGUUAGCAAAACAAAAUACAAUUCUAUCCUUAUCCAGUAGUGUAUAUUCGGAACGCUAG